AGGCAGAAAAACAUUCUUCUUUAUCUGCCGGCCGUUAGUGGAAAAAUUUUUCAUUCACCUGCAAACUGCAACCUGCCUGCACUGCCUGCAGGUUGCAGGCAGUUUACAAUGCAGGUGAUCAGCUCUGUUCUUUGUAUAUUUGAUCGAUCUGCGCAAAAGUCAAGUUGCUGUAUCAAAAUAAGAGCUCAAAAACUUGACAGUAAGUCGGAAACUGUACAACUGUACAACUGUGUAGCAAGUAAACUCGAAAACAAAUACGUCAAUUUUUGUAGAGAAUUCAAUUCUCUACAAAAGCAUAUUUUUAGAAAUUUGUUUUAAAAAAUGUUUUUCACGGGUGGCAGCCCUUAAACUCGUUACGAGAUGAAAAAUACUAACGUCUUCUUUUAGACUGAGAAGCUGUUUUGAACUCGUUACGAGUCCAAAUGAGUGUUCACAUAGCAUAGCGGAGACAUGUUCGUCAGGACGGGACGGACGGCGGCGGGGGAUGGCAUGAUGAGAGUGAAUGGACAUGAACACUACAGCACCAGCUUUUUAAAGCCGUACGAGUUCAAAACAGCCUUCCCUAAACUAUCUUAGAACAUAACACUAAUAUAACACUAAUUUUCAUCUCGUUACGAGUACGAAUUUAACAUGAAGUCAUGUUUUUGGUUCAAACAUUAAAAAUCCGUUUUCUGAAGAGUUCAAAACUAGGUUUUUUGGAUGAAAAAUGAACUUUUUUUGAAAAACGAGUUUUAAACGGGUUCUUAGAAUAAAAAACUGAAUCUAAUCAUGCGUUCAAAACUUUGAAUACAGAAAAAAAAAUUUUUCAAAAACUUGAUCAGCGAAGUGUACCGUUGCGUGAACAAGCUGUAGAGAGGUUCAUUUUUAUGGUCCAUAUAGGCACCACAUCGACGACAACGAUAACAGCAACAACAACGACCACAAUUAUAACACCUAGUUUGACUGUUACAGCAAGCACAAUUACUACAACAGAAAGUACUUCGAUGGCGACAGCGACUACUACCACCAGCACUACCACUACUAUCACUACGAAAGACUGUUACGUUUGACGAUUUACCGGUAACAACAGUUUAUCCAGCACUUCCAUCUUCUCUUUAUGAUAAUUUACUGUGGACAAAUGGUCACUAUUUGUGGGCCACUCUAACUCAAUUUCCUACUAGUGGUUAUCCGAUACUGCUAACAUCAGGUAAUCAGACAGGUUGGUAUCAAGGUAAUUCAAUGUUAACUAUUCAAUCAAUAACCAAUUGUACAACAUUUACAUUUAAUUCCGUUUUGAUGAUUGCUGGAUGGACAGCAACCCUCACGACAUCCAUUAUCGGUUAUUAUAAUACCACAAGAUUAUAUAAUCAAACGCUUACACUGACUAAAACGACAAAAUAUCUAUUCACUCCCAAUUGGUCCGGUAUCAAUAAAAUUACAAUGUUUACAGCUGGAACUCCAACUACUGAUGAUGUUGGUAUAGAGAAUUUAGUUAUCACAUAUAGUUAA
This is a messenger RNA of Didymodactylos carnosus, 1488 nucleotides long. The record is from the annotation of a GenBank genome assembly. Lineage: Eukaryota; Metazoa; Rotifera; Eurotatoria; Philodinida; Philodinidae.